GUCGGCCUGAAUUCACUUUCAUCCCGCUGUUGUUCUUUUGUUUCCUCUAGACAUCCCAACAGUCAACUGCCCGAUAUACCCACCAUUGCCUGCAAUACCCUCGGCCCCGACAUACGACGCACUCGCCAGCAAUUCGGGUGUCCGACAUCACAGCCUCAUCACUACGACAUUUCAUCUGCUAUAUUUCAUCUGCCAUAUACAGGUCCUUGUAGUUCUCUCCCAAGAUGUCGGGUGGUAAUAUCAAGGUUGUUGUCAGAUGUCGACCUCUCAAUAGUCGAGAAAUCGCAAGAGGGGCGAAAGGGCUGAUCACCAUGGAAGGCAAUCAAACCAUAAUCCAACCCCCCGAUGUCGCCGCGGUAUCUGCCAGAGCAAUUGAGAAGAAGCCGAUGACCUUUUCCUUUGACAAAUCAUACUGGUCAGCAGGCCCAAAAACGGAUCCACACUACGCAUCGCAACAAACACUGUACGAGGAUUUGGGUGCGGAUUUGCUGGACCAUAGUUUUGAAGGGUUCAAUACAUGCAUCUUCGCUUAUGGACAAACAGGAAGUGGAAAGAGUUACUCCAUGAUGGGAUAUGGUCCUGAAAAGGGUAUCAUACCCUUGACAACAUCAGAACUGUUCCGGAGAGUCGAAGAGCGAACAGCCAACGACUCGAAUCUCUCCUAUACUGUUGAGGUGUCAUAUAUUGAGAUAUACAAUGAAAAGGUCCGCGAUCUUCUGAAUCCCAAGAAUAAGGGCAACCUGCGAGUGCGAGAACAUCCGGCUCUAGGGCCAUAUGUGGAAGAUCUAAGUCGUUUGGUGGUAGAGAACUUUGAGCAGAUGAUGACACUUAUGGAUGAAGGCAACAAGGCCCGUACAGUAGCUUCGACCAACAUGAACGAGACUUCAUCACGGUCGCACGCAGUAUUCACUCUCAUCCUAACACAGAAACGUCUCGACGCCCAAACAAAGAUGACUGGUGAAAAGGUAUCCAAGAUAUCACUGGUUGAUUUAGCUGGUAGUGAGCGUCAAAACUCAACUGGCGCCACCGGAACUCGGCUCAAAGAGGGGGCCAACAUUAAUAAAUCUCUUACGACACUUGGGAAGGUCAUUGCAGCCUUGGCCGCGGGAAGUACUGGAGGGAAAAGAAAGAAGGAGGAUCAUGUUCCAUAUCGAGACUCGGUUUUGACAUGGCUGUUGAAGGAGAGUCUGGGCGGUAAUAGUAAAACGGCAAUGAUUGCUGCCAUUUCACCAGCAGACUAUGAAGAGACCCUGAGUACUUUGCGCUAUGCAGAUGCUGCCAAGAAGAUCAAAACUCAUGCGGUUGUCAAUGAGGACCCCAAUGCGAAGGUCAUCCGUGAGCUGAAAGAAGAACUUGAACUCCUCCGAAGCCGAGUUUCUACAGGUGGAGGUGUUGCUUCAGACGAGGCCGCUUAUGACCCUAGUAUCCCUCCAGAGAAACAAAUCGUAACCUAUAGGACCAAGGAAGGAGAGAUCCGCAAGGUCACAAAGCUUGAACUGCAAGACCAGCUAGAAGCUUCAGAGAAAAUCAUGGAGAGUCUCAACUUGACUUGGGAGGAAAAGCUCUCAAAGACACAAGCAAUUCACGUCGAACGAGAGAAGGCGCUAGAAGAGAUGGGCAUCAGUAUUGACAAAAAUAUGGUCGGUGUCCACGCACCUCAACGCAAUCCCAGCUUGGUCAACCUGAAUGAGGACCCUCUCAUGUCGGAGUGCCUCAUCUACCAGAUCAAACCGGGAAAAACGGUGGCUGGAGCCGUGGACGAUGACAAGGCUCACAUCAAGCUCUCUGGAACUCAUAUCCUACCUGAACACUGCAUAUUCGUCAAUGAGGACGGCGUGGUGACCAUUGAAGCUAUGCCCGACGCCAGGACUUUUGUGAAUGGUGAACGCAUCCCUCCUAAAGCCCCAGUCAGGCUGCUCAAUGCCUUUCGCGUCAUUCUGGGUGACUCCCAUGUGUUUCGAUUCAACGACCCACAAGCAGUCAGAGCCGAGAGGCAGAAACUCAGACAAUCCGCCAGCAUUGACGGCCUGUCAAACACCCCUGGGGCACGGCCUGAUUCGCCGAGUGUAAAGGCUGAUGUUGAGUUGAUGGACUGGUCGGCGGCCAGAAGAGAGGUGGCAGAUAUCGAGAAGCUUGGAGACCAAGAUCUAGACAAACUAUACGAUGAUAUUCUCAAAGUCAGAACCCAACGAAAACGACCUGAAAGCCGUGCCGAUUUUGGCGAUUUCGAUAUUGAUCGAUCUGCCGAUCCGUCGAGCAACCCAUGGGCUGCCCCUGGUCAUUCAUUGACUGUUACCUCCAACAGUCUGGGGACGCCCGUGGGCCAGGAAGUGGAUGUUCACGUUUAUGACGAGCGCUCCGAGACUUCGACAGAGCAGCCCUUAGGCCUCAGCACCCCAGCUUCUCCGGCACCGGGCUUCCAGGACCAAAAAGCUGCUGAUGUCAAAUUGCACCAAGACCACUUGACCAGACAACUCAAAUCGAUGGCGCAAGAGGUGAAAAGGGUCAGGUCAGAAGCGGCCAGGGCUAGAGCCCUGGAGACUGUGGACAUGGAGCCAGAAAGCUGGGGGGUAGAGGAGCUUCGCAAGAUCCGAUGGGUGCUAGAGCGAUGGGAAAAGCUGAGAGGGUACCGGAUGGCCGAAGAGAUUUUGACAGGCGCGGUGGAUCUGAGAGAGGCCAAUGUCAUUGCAAAGCAAAUGGGUAAACAAGUCACCUACAACUUCUUGGUUGUUGAUGGUAGCUUGGCAUCCCCAGUCUCUUCGCUAGAUGAUUCAAACGCCCUGGUAGAGUUUGAUGAUGUGUCGAACUCGGUCACGCACUACAAGAACGGACCAGUGGUCGCCGUGAAAGUCAUAGACUGGGAAGCUAAGACUGCGUAUACAUGGGACUUGCCCAAAUUCAAACAGCAGCUCGUCAGGAUGAGACACGUCUCUGCUCUAAAGCAGAAACCCAACUAUUCAGAGCACUUUCAGAUCGACGGUCUUUUCACCGACACUCCGCCCCCAUCCUUCUCUUUCGUGGGCGCAGCCAAGGUUCCACUUCGGCUCAUAGCUAGCCAGCUGUCAUACUCUGUGACUGUGCCAAUCAUGUGUCAAUAUACCAUGGAGGCUAUAGGUUCCUGCCGAGUGGCUUUCAGGUGCGGAAACCCCGACUCUUCCUCCACUUCUGGUAUCGACACUCCUGAUUCCUUCAGCCACAUCUCCGACAACCCGCUCUUUGUGGGAUCCAAAUUCACCUUUACGCUCAUCGUUGACACAGUCAAAGGGUUGUCUUCCACCGACUAUGCCUGUAUCCACGCUCAGACCCGGUUGUCGUCACUCGUUGGCCCUUCUAUCGCCUCUGAAGACACGUUUGCUUCUCAGGCGGUCGACCUGGACAAAGCAUCCGGAACCCACCUGGUUUUGAGAAAAACGGUAUCCGUCAUGGUCACACCCGACAUAUUACGGUUUUUGCGAGAGGAGUACGCCACCAUUGGCUUCUUUGCUAAAGCAAAAGAUGGAUAUUUGGAGAGAUUGGAGCGAUGGGAUAUCAACCAUGGUACAGCCCCUGGGUCUCAUCUUGAAACACCAACCCAGAAUGGAGUAACCAAACCGGCUAUGCGCCGAUGCGAGACCGACUUUGUUGCCCCUGAGAGGCAUGAUAUCUUGGCUACCGUUUCUAUCCUUGAGCUGUCUGCCAACGGAGAUUAUACUCCUGCCGAGGUGUUUGACGAUACUUUCCAGCUCCACCAAGGGCUGCAACGACGCUUACACCUGCGUCUGAACCAUGCUUCAGGCAAGUCGUUCCCUUGGACCAAGCUGGAACAUGCCAGCAUUGGCGACGUACGUCUCAUGACAAGGACUGGCGCUGCAAGCGUUGGCAAAUCCCAAGUGGACGUCAAGGUUUCCGAUGAGACCGUAGAGUACCAUACUGACGGCACAUCUACGCUCGAAGCUGAAGGGGUUUUCGACACUGCCUCGCUUGCUUGUCGCCAUUUGGACAAGCGUACACCCUCUGAUCAGCAUCUUGUGAUCAAGUUCACUUGGCUGCUCGACGUAUCCACACUGUCUGAACCAGCCGUCUUCCACCUCGAUCUACCAAUUCGCAUACUCGGUCGCGACGCCAGAAGAUCCUCCAUCAUGACCUUCUUUUCUGCUGCCAGGGCGUUUGAAAGCAUCACCCGAGUCUACUCGGUCGAGUGCGCCCCGCCUCUGGCUAGAAGCGCAAAUGAGCUGUGGAGGUUGGACACGAGCGAAAAGCAUGUGAAGGGUGAAGAAUCACUCGGCAGAUGGAAACCGCGGAGUUUAGAUCUUUUGGACGACUGGCGAAAGAUGAGGAAAGCGCAUAACGGGCUCGGAGAGGUUGCAAUCACCAAGGUGGUGCUGGAGAUGCAUGGAGAAGAGAUGGAUGGUGGCAAGGGACAUGGUGGCAACACUGAGCUGCUUGAGCGGUCUUUGAUGUUGUGGAAUAAGGCCAUAAGUGAGAGAGUAAAGGUCGAUAUCACGAGACAGGGAUUGGAGGAAGAGGCCGUGGCUCGCAAGCUUCGAAAACUUCUCCCCGACCUCGAGACAAAGCCGGUGCCGACCGUCAAACUUCAACCAAAUAUCGAUAAUGUGAUCAAGUAUGGGCCGUUACUGCUCCUUCGAGACUCCACAUCGGAUCGUUGGGAGAAACUGCACUUUGUACUGAGACGGCCAUACCUUCAUGUUCACCAAAGUGCCGGACAGAGGGAGCUUCAGGUGAUCAAUCUGACCGGAUCUCAUGUCACGACGAGCCCUGAAGUUGAGAUGCUACUCGAGCGCCGCUGGGCAUUCACGGUAUUCACUUCCACCAACUCUUACAUUCUCCAAGCAAGCUCCGAGAAAGAGAGGAAAGAAUGGAUGUCUGUCAUCGGGACAAGCGCCUCAUGAUCUCUCGUAGGGGAGGGAGCGGUAUCAUUGCGUUGGGCUUGCAUGCGUUGUGUUAAGACGACAAUCACGAAAUUUUAUGAACUGCUACGUUGCUCGCGAGAAUCAUCCAAGUCUGCCGCAGUUACAGGUAAUACACUUGCAGGUGGCGGUACGUGCCUUCGGCGA
Molecule: messenger RNA, 5054 nt
Organism: Cryptococcus amylolentus CBS 6039
Lineage: Eukaryota; Fungi; Basidiomycota; Tremellomycetes; Tremellales; Cryptococcaceae
Exons: 25
Coding region: 225-4889 (1554 amino acids)
Biological process (GO): microtubule-based movement; cytoskeleton-dependent intracellular transport
Cellular component (GO): kinesin complex; microtubule
Molecular function (GO): microtubule binding; ATP hydrolysis activity; microtubule motor activity
Source: RefSeq, a predicted model, not a curated record